UGUAAUCCCCCGAGCUCCUCCCCUCAGUGCGUGGAGAGCUUCAUUUGAUCAAAUCCUUCAAGUUGGAGCGCUUCGCUGAAUCACACUUUUCCACAACAUCUCAACUGUGGCUGCCUCGCCGCGCUGCAACUUGUAUGAGGACUUGUUUCCAUCAAUAACUGACGCUAAAGAGAGGGAAAGGACACUGUAUCCUGUUGUUAUCAGCGAUGGAGAGAGGGAUCAGAUAUUGCCGGGUUAAUGUCAGUGCUUUCUGCACCCUGCUUUUGGUUUUGUUCGCUUCGGUUCCUGUGACCGAAACAGUGAUAACUUGCAGGUCAUGUCACCUGCUGGAUAAGUGGAGCGGUCGGGAAUUACUGGUGAGGAUGGACAGUGGUGUCGACUCUGGUAAAGUUAGUGGAAAAAAUGGAGACGGGUCAACGGCGCUGUUUAAUUCGGCUGGUGCUGAAACUGCUCAGCCCGACUACGGCGCAACCGACAACGGCGAACACGCUCACUCUGUGCGUAAACGGAAUACAGAGAGGCUUCGCUCAGAGAAAAUGCCACCCGAUGAUAAAUGGAAGUCGGUGCGCAGUAAUGGCAAAGUUCAUCAUCUCAAACGGGCAGGUUCACAAGGUUCAAGUUCAACCCCUGGAGAUCCCCAUCACCGAGUGCGUAGAAGCACCCAGGGACCCAGCUCGUCCCCAGGUGCGCGCUCGCCACCGGCUUUUGGCAACAGCACCGCGCGGGCUGCGCGCAGAGUCCCCCGCUCUGAGCUGAGGUGGAACAGGGAAGAGCGGAGAACGGCCACAUCACGACAGGAGGAGCUGAAACUUACCAGCUCUACCUUUGCACUGACAGGGGAUUCCGCUCACAACCAAGCUAUGGUGCACUGGUCCGGCCAAAACAGCAGCGUGAUCCUCAUGCUGACCAAACUGUACGACUUCAAUCUGGGCAGUGUCACAGAAAGUUCUUUAUGGAGGUCAACAGAUUACGGAACCACUUACGAGAAACUCAAUGAAAAGGUGGGCGUGAAGACCAUCCUCAGCUAUCUGUACGUCAGCCCCAACAACAAGCGCAAGAUCAUGUUGCUGACAGAUCCAGAGGUGGAAAGCAGUUUGCUCAUCAGCUCAGAUGAAGGCGCCACCUAUCAAAAAUACCGUCUCAACUUCUACAUCCUCAGCCUGUUGUUUCAUCCUGAGCAGGAGGACUGGAUCCUUGCUUAUGGCCAUGACCAGAAGCUCUACAGCUCUGUUGAGUUUGGCCGUCGAUGGCAGCUUGUUCACGAGCGGGUGGCGCCCAAUCGAUUCUACUGGUCUAAACUGGGCCUUGAUAAAGAGCCGGGCCUGAUUCACCUUGAGACCAGCAUCUCAGAAACCCAGGCUUUGUAUGUCACAUGUAAGCUUCAGAACUGCACAGAUGCCAACAAGGGCAAACCUUUUCCUGGAUACAUUGACCCCAACUCCCUGGUGGUCCAAGAUGAGUAUGUGUUUGUUCAGGUGUCAACCGGUGGUCGGCCAAUCUACUAUGUGUCAUCCAGGCGAGAUGUGUUUACACCCAUGAAGCUUCCCAAAUACACCCUUCCAAAGGAUCUGCAUGUGAUCAGUACAGAUGAGAACCGGGUCGUGGCGGCGGUUCAAGAGUGGAACCAGAAUGACACUUACAACCUGUAUGUGUCAGAGGCCGGAGGCAUUUACUACACACUGGCUUUGGAGAACGUCAUGAGCAGUAUGGGUCCAGAGGGAAAUGUCAUGAUAGAUUUAUAUGAGGUGGCAGGGAUAAAAGGCAUGUUCCUGGCCAAUAAGAAGCUAAAUAAUGAGGUGAAGACAUAUAUAACCUAUAACAAAGGCCGAGACUGGAGGCUCCUGCAGGCUCCCUCAGCUGAUCUCAGAGGGAACCAAAUCCAUUGCAUACUGCCAUACUGUUCGCUUCAUCUUCACCUGCACGUGUCAGCAAACCCGUACACAUCUGGAAAUAUAGCCAGCAGAGAGUCGGCUCCAGGAAUCAUAGUGGCGUCAGGUUCAAUAGGCGCAGAGUUAACGAGCAGCAACGUUAGCAUGUUCAUCACAUCCGACGCUGGAAACACGUGGCGGCAGAUAUUUGAUGAAGAGUACAGUGUUCUGUAUCUGGACCAAGGCGGAGCUUUAGUAGCUAUUAGACAUACUCCUCUUCCCAUCAGGCACCUCUGGUUGAGCUUUGAUGAGGGGAGAGUGUGGAACAAAUAUAGUUUCACUUCAUCACCCCUGUUUGUGGACGGGGUCUUGGGUGAACCAGGCGAGGAGACGCUCAUUAUGACGAUCUUCGGUCAUGUCAGUCACCGCUCAGAAUGGCAGCUGGUAAAGAUAGACUUCAGGUCUAUCUUUAACAGAAGAUGCAUAGAGUCUGACUAUGUGCCAUGGGAUUUACAUGACCAGGGUGAACGCUGCCUCAUGGGAGUCAAAAGAGUCUAUCGAAAGCUGAAGGCCAUAGCAAGGUGUGUUAUGGGUAAAACCUACUCUGUCACGAUGAUUUCCGAGCCGUGUGACUGCACUGAGUCAGACUUUGAAUGUGAUUAUGGUUUCGAGAGAAGGACUGAUGGGAAAUGUACUCCAGCAUUCUGGUUCCCCCCCUCCUCUAUGUCUCGGACCUGUACUACAGAACACACGUUCCUCAACAGCACUGGGUACAGAAAGGUGGUGUCUAACAACUGCACUGGUGGGGUGAUGGAGCAGUACACAGCUCGUAGGCAGCUGUGCCCUAGCCAGGCCCCUCGCGGCCUCCACUUAGUGACCAGCGAAGGGAAGCUAACGGCAUCUCUGGCCAGCAACGUCACCUUCCUCGUGUUCCUGGAGGAGGGUGAUGGAUCGAAAACCAGCAUCACGGUGGAUUUCGGUGACGGAAACGCCUUCACCUACUCCAACGUGAGCUCUAUCGAAGAUGGCAUUAAACACAUCUACAAGAACGUGGGAAUCUACCGAGUGUCAGCCACGGCGGAGAACAGUCUGGGCUCUGAAACUGUGCUCCUCUUCCUACACAUUACGUGUCAGCUGGAGUCUGUUCAUCUCUCCGCCCCAUUUGUCGCUGUGAAAAACAAAGAAGUCAAUCUCACAGUGGUUCUCUGGCCAAGCCAAGUGGGAACAGUCACCUAUAUCUGGUGGUUUGGGAACAAUUCAGAGCCCGUGAUCACGCUGGAGGGGAGUGUGGCGUUCACAUUCUCUCGAGAGGGAAUCAGCAUUGUCACUGUACAGGUGUCCGCUGGGAAUAACAUCCUGCAAGACAGGAAAACCAUCGCUGUCCAUGAAUACUUCAGAUCUCAUCUUCUUGCAUUUUCAUCGAAUCUGGAUGAUCACAACCCUGAUGUGGCUGAAUGGAGACUUGAUGUGAGCCGAGUCAUUAAAGCCUCUAUGGUGCAGGCGACAGGAGUGAGUCCUGAACAGCUGUUGGUCACUGUGUUGCCUGGACUGCCAACAGCAGCUGAGUUCUUCCUAUUACCAGACAAACAACUAACAGAAGGGAAGCCAGACAAAACAGCUACUCAUUUAGACCAGCUCUCAGAACUGGUUCUCAGUGCUCUGAAUCAGAAUCUGGUUCAGUUCACACUCAGACCAGGAGUCCAGGUCACAGUAUACGCUGCCCAUUUAUCAGCAGCGCCUCUAGUGGAUACAAGUGAGAAUCACAGUGGCUCAGCUAUGCUUAUGCUCCUCUCUGUGGUGGUGGUGGGUUUAGCAGUGUUCCUCAUCUAUAAAUUCAAAAGGAAGAUCCCAGGCCUCCACAUCUAUGCAGCGAUGCAGGACGAAAAAGAGCAAGAAAUGAUCCAGAGUCCAGUUUCUCCCACUGACAGCACACCCAGCUGCAGCUCUCAGAGAGAGCUGCUCACACCACUGGAACCUCUGGACACAGAGCCCAACACCCAGACCAUCGAAUGCAUCAAACCUCAUCCACGUGUCAAAUUCUCAUCAGAUCUUCCUACAUACAUCGACGUUUGAACUCUAGACUCCGCCAUGUCAAGGACUUUGGUCAUGCGGACACAAAGGUUUCAAGCUUUAUUCAGUACUUGUGCAUGUUGGACAUUAACUUUACUGUGCUCUGUGAAUACUAGAACAAACUUUGUACAGCUUUUUUAUAUGUCUGUGUAUUCAAAUAAAUCAAUACAUUUUUUGAUGCUGUUCAUUUAUAAAGAUGCCAGUGUGUAUAAAGUUGGAGGGAAAGGCCUGCAUGAAGAGUGGAAAGAAACAGAAAAUUAUUCUUGGUUAACUGUCUGUUUAUUUUUAUUGUUAACAGUGGCAGUACAGUAUUAAUGAGAGUAAAACAUGGAUGUGUGACAUUUUGGAAAUGUUUUAAUAAUAAACUGUAAAAUUAUUAAUUAUUGCUGUAAAAUGAAACAUUUCCUGGGUUUCAUUUUGUAAAACUGUAUUUAGCACAUCUGUACUUUACAUGUAACACAACAAUAUAGGUUUUACCACUAAUUUUAUUUUUAAUUUUUUCUAAGUUUCAUGCGAUUAUUCAUGAAGCAGCAUUAAAGUGUUAGUUCACCCAAAAACUAAAAUUCUGUAAUCACCCCCAUCUCGUUCCAAACCUGGAAGACUUUUGUUCAUCUUACGAACACAAAUGAAGAUCUUUUUGAUGAAAUCUGAGAGGUUUCUAUCCCUCCAUUGACAGUCUACGCAACUACUACUUUCAAGGUAAUCCAUGUGACUCCAGUGGUUUAACCUCAGUUUUAUGAAGUGAAGCGAGUGCUUUGUUUGUACAAAAAAACUUUUAUUUACAAAGUAUUAAUCUCCAACGUGCAUUCAUGAGAGCACCACGACGCAUGCGUGUUGUGUUGAUGCGAGAGUAGAUGUUGUUUCGUGAACGCGUUGGAGAUGAAAGUGAAAUGAAAGUCUUUCGUAUUUGGAACGACAUAAGGGUGAGUAAAUUACAGAAUUUUCAUUUUUGGGUGAACUAUCCCUUUGAGCUUGUUUAUCUUUUUUGCUUCUCUGCAAUAUCAUAGUAUUUUUUUUUUUUUCAUAGUAAAAUAAAAUAUGUAUUUCUAUGUAGUAGAAAUAACUGACUGUUUGUUUACAGAUACAAACAGAUGUAAACUGACUUGAUGCGACAUUAUGGCCAAGCAGAAGUGUUUGUCUAGUGUUUCAUAAACAAUUUUGUAUGAAAUAAUUUGUGCACUCACAGGGGGUUACAUGAGUGUUUUGAUUUUGCUUCUUCUUUUUUUUUUUUUUUUUUUUUGCUUUUAAAUUCAGUCAUGUCAUACCAAAAGCUGACGGAUAUGAAUGUAUGAAUGUGUAUGUAUUUAAAUAUUUAAGACUUUUUUUUAUUUUUUUUUUUAUUUUAUUAUUUUUUUUUUAUUUUUUUUUUUUACUUUGCCCUCUUUACAUAUUAACAGUAUAAAUUCACAGGGAAGCUACGAGCAGUUACUUGAACUAAUGAAUUGACUAAUAUUAAUGAAUCGGAGAUCACUAAAUACUAAAAUAAUGUGUCACAUAUAGUAGGCAUCCACUAUUACACACACACACACAUAUAUAUAUAUAUAUAUAUAUAUAUAUUGGCAGGAACCAUGCUUACACAAACCUGCAUUUCAUGUCAACUUUAUUUUACCUUGUAUAGUUUUUGAGGAUUUCACACAGUCUAUCCAUAUUGGAAUAUGACUAAUUUGGCAAGCCAAAUGACAAUUUUAAUUAAAAAUUUGUACCAAAAUACCACAGUUUGCAUGGACAUGGGGCAACAAUAAAAUGAAAUAAUUACAUACAACAAUAUGGUUAUUUGCAUUUUAUUAUUUAUUUCUAUUAUUAUUGAUAAUUAGCAUUGCAACUCAUUGCGGGUCAGAGACCACCAGUUGAGAACGACUGCAUGUCCUCCUGUUUAUUAUAAUGGUACUGUUACACACAUGGUCCUCACGUUAUCUUUAUGCCAUCUUCUAUCCACUAUGAUAUCUUUUUUUUCCCCACUAUAGCAGUUAUAUCUAUGGACUGUUUGCUUCCCAUAUCUGCUCUUCUUUCAAUAUUUGAAUAUCAAGCUAUUGUCAGUCUUUCUAUUCUCAUACACCAAUGAAUGUAAAUGGAGGUCAUUUUUAUUACUCAAUUGUCAGGAUAUUGAAGACAGCAUGUUUAAAAGGGAAUUUUUAAUGGGUAAUUUUAUUUCAAUAGUCCUUGUCCGUCACCUUUUGUACACUACCUAUAAAUAUCAUGUCACAGCAGUAGAGGAUAUUCAUACUGAGACAAUUCACUAUGGACUUGAUACAAUCACAGUACAGAUUAUAUUUUCAUAGUAUCAUGAGCGCUGCAGUGACGCCGUCUUUGGCAAAUGAGAUGAUGGAUGUCAAGACUCUCAAAUUAGUUGAAACUGUCAAUCAAAUUAGUGCAGGGCAUUGUGGGUAGCAGGGAGGGGCUAUAAAAUGAGCAAUAUCAUUAAAUUGUUUCUGCUAAAAGGCCCACAACAGAUAAUAAUAUUUUUUUUUUUACUAAAUUAAUGUUUGAAGAUCCAGACCUAAAAACGAAAUUACUUCAGACCUGAUGGCUGAAGAGAAAUACAUUUUAUUAAACUGAGUUGUA
Molecule: messenger RNA, 6500 nt
Organism: Ctenopharyngodon idella (grass carp)
Lineage: Eukaryota; Metazoa; Chordata; Actinopteri; Cypriniformes; Xenocyprididae
Product: VPS10 domain-containing receptor SorCS1
Exons: 27
Coding region: 207-3941 (1244 amino acids)
Biological process (GO): post-Golgi vesicle-mediated transport
Cellular component (GO): membrane; Golgi apparatus
Molecular function (GO): protein binding
Source: RefSeq, a predicted model, not a curated record